CGGAUAUAAUGAAUGCAGGGUCCGGGGAGACCGGAUAUAGUGAAUGCAGGGUCCUGGGACACCGGAUAUAGUGAAUGCAGGGUCCGGGGAGACCGGAUAUAGUGAAUGCAGGGGUCCGGGGAGAGCGGAUAUAGUGAAUGCAGGGUCCGGGGAGAGCGGAUAUAGUGAAUGCAGGGUCUGGGGAGACCAGAUAUAGUGAAUGUAGGGUCCAGGGAGACCAGAUAUAGUGAAUGCAGGGUCCGGGAAGACCAGAUAUAGUGAAUGCAGGGUCCGGGGGAGACCAGAUAUAGUGAAUGCAGGGUCUGGGGAGAGCUGAUAUAGUGAAUGCAGGGUCCGAGGAGA
Messenger RNA from Staurois parvus, 342 nucleotides. The record is from the annotation of a GenBank genome assembly. Lineage: Eukaryota; Metazoa; Chordata; Amphibia; Anura; Ranidae.